CGGCGGGCGCCUGGCGCCAGUCACUGCACGAGGAAGCCUGACCGGAGGAGGGGGUGUGCUGAUUUCUUCUUUCCCGCAGCCAUAUACAGGUGGGCUGGGUCAGAGUGUUUCCUGUGAGCUGAAAAGGAGGUGUCGGAGAACAGCUCUGAACUUCUGCCGACUAGUCAACGUUACAUUGUCAAGUAAAAGGAAGGUAUAUUGGAGCUGACCUGAUAAAGGAAGAAGAUGGUUCAUUCUGACUUGGAAAUCAAAGAAUCCGAUUCACCUCCUGCAUCCAGUCAUCUGUUACUAAAUGGAAAUGAUGAUGUGGUGGGGAAAAAGGAAACAGGGUCCGAGAACAACCUGUACAGCCAGUACGAGGAGAAGGUGCGGCCCUGCAUAGACCUCAUUGACUCCCUGCGGGCCCUGGGCGUGGAGCAGGACCUGGCCCUGCCCGCCAUCGCUGUCAUUGGGGACCAGAGCUCGGGCAAGAGCUCCGUGCUGGAGGCUCUGUCGGGGGUCGCCCUUCCCAGAGGCAGCGGUAUUGUUACAAGAUGUCCUCUGGUGCUGAAACUGAAAAAACUUGUGAAUGAAGACGAGUGGAAAGGCAAAGUCAGUUUCCGGGACAAAGAGACUGAGAUUUCAGAUGCUUCGCAGGUGGAAAAGGCAAUCAGUGAAGCCCAGGUUGCCAUUGCUGGGGAAGGCACGGGAAUCAGUCAUGAGCUGAUUAAUCUGGAAGUCAGCUCCCCUCAUGUCCCGGAUCUGACCCUGAUAGAUCUUCCCGGUAUCACCAGGAUCGCUGUGGGCAAUCAGCCAGCCGACAUUGAAUAUCAGAUCAAGUCUCUCAUCAGGAAGUACAUCCUUAAGCAGGAGACCAUCAACUUGGUGGUGGUCCCCGCUAAUGUGGACAUCGCCACCACGGAGGCCCUGCGCAUGGCUCAGGAGGUGGACCCCCAAGGAGACAGGACCAUAGGAAUCUUGACGAAGCCCGAUCUGGUGGACAAAGGCACCGAAGACAAGAUAGUGGACGUGGUGAGAAACCUCGUCUUCCACCUGAAGAAGGGCUACAUGAUCGUCAAGUGCCGGGGCCAGCAGGACAUCCAGCACCAGCUGAGCCUGUCCAAGGCCCUGCAGAAGGAGCAGGACUUCUUUGAGAACCACGCCCAUUUCAGGGAUCUUCUGGAGGAAGGAAAGGCCACGGUCCCGUGCCUGGCCGAAAGACUGACCACUGAACUCAUCACGCACAUCUGUAAAUCUCUGCCCCUGUUAGAAAAUCAAAUAAAGGAGAGUCACCAGAGAAUAACAGAGGAGCUACAGAAGUAUGGCUUAGAUAUCCCGGAAGACGAAAGUGGAAAGAUGUUCUUUCUGAUAGAUAAAAUUGAUGCCUUUAAUAAAGAGAUCACUAAUAAAAUAGAAGGGGAGGAAUUCGUGGGAGAGUAUGACUCUCGGCUGUUUAACAAAAUGCGAACCGAGUUCUACAAAUGGAGUAUUGUGGUUGAAAAGAAUUUCCAAAAAGGUUACAACGCCAUAUGUAAAGAAAUCCAACAGUGUGAAAAUCGGUAUCGUGGCAGAGAGUUGCCAGGGUUUGUGAAUUAUAAGACGUUUGAGGCCAUCAUAAAAAAGCAGGUCGGAGUUCUGGAAGAGCCGGCUGUGGACAUGCUGCACACAGUCACUGAUAUAAUCCGGGCUGCCUUCACAGAUGUUUCAGAAAAAAACUUUAAUGAAUUUUUCAACCUCCACAGAACUGCCAAGUCCAAAAUUGAAGACAUUAGAUUAGAACAAGAAAAGGAAGCUGAGAAAUCGAUCCGACUACACUUUCAAAUGGAGCAGAUCGUCUACUGCCAGGACCAGGUUUAUCGGCGUGCGUUACAGAAGGUCAGAGAGAAGGAGGCAGCAGAAGAAAAGAGCAAAAAGCCAAACUCUCAUUUCCAACCACAGAGCCUCUCAGACCCCUCCAUAGCAGAGAUCUUUCAGCAUCUGAUCGCCUACCACCAGGAGGUCAGCACCCGCAUCUCCGGGCACAUCCCCUUGAUCAUCCAGUUCUUCAUGCUCAAGACGUUCGGCGGGCAGCUGCAGAAGGGCAUGCUGCAGCUGCUGCAGAGCAAGGACGAGUACGACUGGCUGCUGAAGGAGCGCAGCGACACCAGCGACAGGAGGAAGUUCCUGAGGGAACGGCUGGAGCGGCUGACCCGGGCUCGGCGCCGGCUCGCCAAGUUCCCCGGCUGAGCCCGCCCUCCCGCCGUCCCGCCCCGGGGUCUCCAGGGAGCGGACGACCGGCAUCUCUCCCUGCCAGCCUCGCGUCAUUCGCUGACCAUUUCACGGUUGCUCCAGUGGUUAGUAGUCAGACUGCGGCCAUCAUCCCUGCUGUUAGCGCAUGACGACCUAGCAAGAAGCUGUGAUGGGCACGCUGGCUUCAAGCAUCAAGCGACUUACAUAGGGGGUCCACGCCUGCCCUGCCUGUUCCCUGAACUCUCUCCAUCACUUCAGCAGUUACCGAUGCCCACACAGCAUCCUAAAAGGGUCAUUCCAGUUUCUGUAAUAGCCUUUCACACCCGACGUUUUAGGGGCAUUAGUGCCACGUGUGUGAGUGCACAUAGAAGCCUAUUUCUUUGAUUUGUAAUAAACUCGUUUCGACCAGA
Messenger RNA from Balaenoptera ricei (Rice's whale), 2618 nucleotides. RefSeq names its product MX dynamin like GTPase 1 (gene MX1). The transcript is spliced from 16 exons. Gene Ontology annotation, molecular function: GTP binding; microtubule binding; GTPase activity. Gene Ontology annotation, cellular component: cytoplasm; nucleus; membrane. Bases 226 to 2205 code for a protein of 659 amino acids. Lineage: Eukaryota; Metazoa; Chordata; Mammalia; Artiodactyla; Balaenopteridae. Gene Ontology annotation, biological process: defense response to virus. The record is from RefSeq and is a predicted model, not a curated record.